Messenger RNA from Drosophila melanogaster (fruit fly), 5515 nucleotides. RefSeq lists its product as uncharacterized. Bases 664 to 1968 code for a protein of 434 amino acids. The record is from RefSeq and is marked reviewed. Lineage: Eukaryota; Metazoa; Arthropoda; Insecta; Diptera; Drosophilidae. The transcript is spliced from 3 exons.
AUUUCGUUUCGAACGCGAGAACCGUGCGGACGUGUGCGGUUGAAACAGGAACCGAAACAGCGGCCACCGAAAAAUUAGAAGAGACCACUAAGAAAUAGAAACAAUUAAUGUGAAGCCCCGACCCCUCUGCAAUUUUGAGUCAAUUGUGUGCCUAAAACUAAACAAACAAAUCUGACAAUUUUUGUUGAAUUUUUUUAUUGUGUUUGACUACAUAGCGUAAGCAAGUGCAAGUUCUUAAAAAAAAAAAAAAAUAAAACACAAAAAUUCAAAAGUCCUGGAUUAUUUUGAAUUUUGCCAAACUUCAAAGACAACAACAAAAGCGGCAGGCUCGACUAACGGUGAACAGCCAAGUGAAAUCUCGCAAGGCAACAACAAAAAGAAAAACAGAAAUCAGCAAAAAGAAAAGAAAAAGCAAAGUCAGACAGAAGAAGAAGCAGCACCAGCAGUACCAGCAGCAGCAAGUGCAAGAGAGCAAAAAGAGCUCGCAAAAGAGAGCGUAUGUGAGCCGAGUGGUGUGACUUCCUUGUUUCAAAUAAUUUAUCGAAAAUCACUCGAAUCAAAAUUAAAUUGCAAAUCAAAGCAGCAAAGUUGUUUUCUGUCUGUCAAAGAAAACCACAUAAACAAGCCAGCAAACAAGGCACACACUUGCUUGAAAAACGCACAAUGACCUUGCCCACAAACACACACGCAUCUGCAAACGACGGCGGCAGCGGCAACAACAACCACAGCAAUAUCAGCAGUAACAACAGCAGCAGCAGCGACGAAGACUCAGACAUGUUUGGACCACCCCGCUGCUCCCCGCCCAUCGGCUAUCACCAUCACCGUUCCCGUGUGCCCAUGAUCUCGCCAAAGCUGCGGCAGCGCGAGGAGCGCAAGCGGAUCCUCCAGCUCUGCGCCCACAAGAUGGAGAGGAUCAAGGACUCGGAGGCGAACCUGCGGCGCAGCGUCUGCAUCAACAACACCUACUGCCGCCUGAAUGACGAACUGCGGCGCGAGAAGCAGAUGCGCUACCUCCAGAAUCUGCCCAGAACCAGCGACAGCGGCGCAAGCACCGAACUGGCGCGUGAGAAUCUCUUCCAGCCGAACAUGGACGACGCCAAGCCGGCCGGCAAUAGCACUAGCAAUAAUAUCAACGCCAACGGCAAGCCUUCAUCCUCUUUUGGCGAUGCCUUUGGCUCCUCAAACGGAUCAUCGUCGGGUCGCGGCGGAAUUUGCUCCCUGGAGAAUCAACCGCCCGAGCGUCAGCAGUUGGGGACGCCCGCUGGUGCCUCCGCUCCCGAGGCGGCCAAUUCGGCGCCCCUUUCCGUUUCGGGCUCGGCAUCGGAACGCGUGAAUAACCGAAAACGCCACCUGUCCAGCUGCAACUUGGUCAACGAUCUGGAAAUACUGGACAGGGAGCUGAGCGCCAUCAAUGCACCCAUGCUGCUAAUCGAUCCAGAGAUUACCCAAGGAGCCGAACAGCUGGAGAAGGCCGCCUUGUCCGCCAGCAGGAAGAGAUUGAGGAGCAAUAGCGGCAGCGAGGACGAAAGUGAUCGCCUGGUGCGCGAGGCUCUGUCCCAGUUCUACAUACCGCCACAGCGCCUCAUCUCCGCCAUUGAGGAGUGUCCCCUGGAUGUGGUUGGCUUGGGUAUGGGAAUGAAUGUGAAUGUGAAUGUGGGAGGAAUUAGUGGAAUCGGUGGCAUCGGAGGAGCUGCAGGCGCUGGCGUCGAAAUGCCCGGAGGCAAACGGAUGAAGCUGAAUGACCAUCACCAUCUCAAUCACCAUCACCAUUUGCACCAUCAUCUGGAGCUGGUCGAUUUCGACAUGAACCAAAACCAAAAGGAUUUCGAGGUGAUCAUGGACGCCUUGAGGCUGGGAACGGCGACACCGCCGAGCGGCGCCAGCAGCGAUUCUUGCGGACAGGCGGCGAUGAUGAGCGAGUCGGCCAGCGUGUUCCACAAUCUGGUGGUCACCUCGUUGGAGACAUGAAAGUACCAGUGAAUCCCCGAGCAGCAGACAAAGAUUAAAAUGUUUAGAUUUUAUAUAAGACAUUUGCAUACCGUUUUUAAGCGAACAUUUAGGCUAUGACCCAUAUGCUAAUCUCUAAGCUAUUAUUAUAUAGGAAGGAGCAGGAAGAUGAUCGGGCGGAUUGGCCAGUAUUACUCAUUAAUGGCAGUCGCGAUUUGUACAAACAAAAAUACACAAAAAAUUAGUUGUAGGCAAUUGAAAAAAAAGGAAGAAAAAAAAAAACAAAAAUCAAAGAAUUUGUAGUCAAAACAGCAGAAACAAACAAAAAACCAGAACAAUCUAUAAGUUAAAUUUAAAAAGCAAGGAAAAUCAACUCCAUACUUGUUAACAAAUCGACAAAAAUUCAGUUGUGGUUUCCAUUUCGGUUUCGCAGAGAUGUCCGUUUAAUUCAAAAUACUAAAUACUUCCAAUUAAACGAAAAACUAUGUAUAUGAUGUACAUAUAUAUGCCAGUGACAUUCCACAUUGCUAUCCUUACUGAAUUUUUGUAUUAUCCACACUAAUCCCUAUCCAUUGGAUGUUCUAAAAUAUCUCACACACGACGAGUGUCAAAAAAAAAAUGUCUUGCGUUGAGAAAUAUGCGUACAUACAAAUAUAGUGUUUACAGAAAACCUCCGAAGUUCUCCUAGUCAUACAAAAAAAAAAAAAAAAAAAAAAAACCAACUAACUAACGAAAGAGAACACACCAACCACGCUAUCCCAAACAAAUUCUAAACAAAAAAAAAACAAACAAUGCAAGGUUUCAUUUAUUAAAUUCCAAAUGAAUUUCGUUUAUUAAGCUUAAUUGGUUCACACUUUUUGGCCUGUGCACAAAUACAAAGGAUGAAGACAAUGUUCUAAUAAGAAAACUGAGACAUGAAAGCAAGUUAAAAUAGCAAUUAAAACAACAAAAAAACAAAAAACCACAAAAUAUUAUACAAAAAAGUGCAAUUAGAAUUUUUUAAAAUAUUGAUGAAAGCAAGCCUCAAAAACAAAAACAACAAAAGUGCAUUCAAAAAAGAUUUAAACACAAAUCGGGCAAAUUAACAAAUUAUAAAAGUAAUAAUUAGUAGUAAUAUAUAGUAGACAAAGUAAGACAAACAAGCAAAAACCACAAAAAAAAAACGAAAAUUUUUUCUUCGAAAAAAAUUACGGCUGUGAUAGAAUUUUAAGUUUUUGGCUAAACAAAAAAAGAAGAGAAGAAAUGAAAUGAAAUGAAAUGGAAAGAAGGAAUAAACCACAAAAAAUUAACAUUUAAAGUACUAUAAAAUAUACCAGGCAUUAAAUCAUGAAUAUUAUGAUCUAUAUGUGUAAACGAACAUUUAGUAUUUGUAAGACAGAAGAAGAAGAAAACAAACUAAUCGAGUAGAAGAAAAGCGCGUGCUGUACUUUCUUUCCGCUCGCGCGAGAGAAGCGAAAGAAAGAGAGAAUCCCUCUCGACUUGCGCUCGCUUGGCUUUCAUUGAUUUUAUAUAUAGAUAUAACAUAUUUUUUGCAUUUUCUAUAAGUCGCCUCGCCUCGCCUAAGCUUUCGAUUUCGUUUUCGUUACACGUUUCACGUUCCUCGUUCCUCGCUUUUGUUUUCGUUUGCGUUCGCGUUCGCGUCUUUUUUGGCCCAGAAGAAAGCAGACCACAAACACAAGCAAUCUGUUCCGUUCCCCCAAAUGGAGUUAGUUCCAUGGGUAGUACGAGUAUAUCUAUGUAUAUACCUUUUUUUUUUUUAUAUAAGUCAAAGACUCGAGACUCUAAGAAUCUAGAGAGCAGGUCCUUCAUCGAUUGAAUGCCUUUCCCAUUUUCCACAUUUUCCCCAUUUCCCCAUUUGCGUUGCCCCCGUCGACUUUUGUUAAUGCUUAAGUUUUUUUUUAUGAUAUGAUAUGAUAUGAUUAUUUUUGAUAUGUUUAUGUAAUUAUCGUUCGUUUUACUAGAAGAAUUACUUAGCCGUUUACGUUUAGUGAACUUAUCCGUAUGUAUUUCCAUUAUAGUUUAUAUUCCUACAUAUGCAGACUACAUGGAUGAACCAAUAUACCAAUAUACAUUAUACAUACAUACAUACAUAUAUAGUGCUCUGCCCGAUCGCGUAUUGAUCGCGCCGCAGGCGAACUAUGGAACAUUCAAAGCUAUGCAACAAAUGCAAAAUAAAUUAUACAAAAAAAAAAAAAAGUCCAAAGAAUCCAUGUUUUCAUUUCGUUCCGUUGAUUUCGUAGAUGGUUGAGAAGAUUUCACGUUAACUGCUAUUUUGGUUUGUAUGUUUGCGUCUUUUGUGUUAUGUCCUUGCUAUCAGUUGUUUUUUUUUUUUUAGCUCCUUUUCAAUCGAAGUUGCCCCCACCCCACCCCCACUUAUUGGCCAGAUGAAUUGUUUUAUGCCGAUGGCUCACAUUGAUAACGCUGUGAUUGCCCAAUUUCAAUUCGCCGCUGCGUGCGUCUGUGAGAUCAUCGUCGCAGCUUUCGGCUGUGGUUGACCUAACCAGGGUCAAGCUGCCCUGCCUGCUGCUGGCUUUGUAUUUUGUUUAUACAUAUUUGGGGGUCAGAUUUAUUGAAAGCACAGCGAUGAUGAUCAACACUCGAAACUGUUCCGUUCCGUUGACUGCAUUCCGCUCCGCGGGCUGUGUGUGCUCUUGUGUUUUCGCUUUGAAUGCCAAAUUAUUGGAUCGACGCUCUCCGGCUUUUAGAUGGGUCUUUGCCUUUGGCUUUGCCUUUGCCUUUGGCUUUGGCUUUAGCUUUCGGGCUUGGGAUUUCGGUUUUUGGCCAAUGCCCAAUGCCGUACUCGUUCAACGACUCAUGAUAUCUGGCCUUGGCUAAAUUGACUUGUUGACUUGUCCAGUGCGGCGGAAUCGCAUUAGCACGCGGGGAUGGUUUGGAUUUUUGGGAUUUAUGGGGAAAAUAUGCGAUAUGCGACUUCCUGUAUUGUUGUAGUUUAAUUUGAUAUUUUCAUUUUUUUCAUUUGAUUUUACGCAUAGUCGCAGUGCGGAAAGAAUUGGGGGAACAGGAAGGAACUUUUGAGGUACUCAAAAUGGGCCACUUAUGAUUUGCCAACUGAAUAAUACCUCUUACUCUAUGGACCAGUCUCUUUAGCACAUACACAUACAUACAUGCAUACAUGCAUACAUACAUACAUAUAUACAACUCUAUAUAAGCUUGAUUUCCGAUCAAUGAAUCGUGUAGUCGGCAAGUUGGAAAACACCGCUUUCCACUUUCGUUUUUGAUUUGAAUGUUCCAAAUGAUUUAACUUCAUAGAGUUUCUAUAUAUAUAUAUAUAUAUAUAUAUACAUAUAUUUAGUAUAUACAUACAUGUAGAGGAGUUAAGGAUACAUAAGUGCUUUUUAAUGGAAUAUAUAGACCGCAACAGAGAAAUUACCACUCACAAUGUGAGGACAAGUAAAAUUGUAUUUGAAUGACAAAUGACAAACAUAUGAUCUAAUUAUACAGAGCCUAGAUGUACGUAUUGUAUUUAUUAUGAGUUGCUUUUAGUGUGAUAAUUCAUUAGCGAUGGUCAUCAUAAGUGAACAAUUUGCAAAUAAAUUCUAAGAAAAGC